ACAAUGGAGCUUUCAUAUCAAGCAAUAAAAACGGCUAACCAGGCAAGGGAAGCGGAUGAGAUGAGGACAGAGACUAGAAGAAGAAAUUUGCUUGUGUUGAUAUUUCACCAUUUAAUGGAGGAAGGGUACAUGGAUGCUGCAAGUGCUCUGGAACAGGAGACCAAUUUUAGUUUGCGAAGGUUUGAAGUGUGUGAUAAUGUGGACUUGGAUACAGUGCUCAUGGAGUACGAGAGUUAUUACUUCAUUAAGUUUCAGAAAUAUCCAAAAAUAACAAAGAAACUACCAGAGGCAGGAGAGAGACUUGCAAAAAGUUGUGGUAAAAAGAGGACCCCAUGUGUGACCCAGACACUGCCCAGAAUACACUCCACUCAGCAGCUCAACUGCAGAAGUGGUGUCAAAAGAACAGAGUCUAAGGUGACUGCGAGAGACUCCAGUAAAGCUGGCAAUGAGAAUGGCCGCUUAUCACCAUCUGAAACAACAGAGUUUGGCCUCAAUGUAUCCCCAAUCAUCAGGAAUGGACAGGGUGAGGGAACACAAAUAAAGAAGUGUCCUCCAGUAGACUAUCGAAAUCUCAUCCAGGAGACCAUCAAAGGAGCUUCUAAUGAAGCUGGGCUGAACAGCUUGUCCUGCAAUGCAGACCCCUCUGAACGCCUUCUUAAACCCAUCAGUGCCAUCACUGGGGUGAAUAAUGAGAUGAGGGAGCUAAUGGCUAUUAUUAGCAGGGAUAUCUAUUUACACAACCCCAACGUGCGCUGGGACGACAUUAUAGGCCUGGAGGCUGCCAAGCGAUUAGUCAAAGAGGCUGUCGUCUACCCCAUUAAGUACCCCCAGCUCUUCACAGGCAUUCUUUCUCCUUGGAAAGGCUUGCUGUUGUAUGGGCCACCAGGAACAGGCAAGACUAUGCUUGCCAAAGCUGUAGCCACUGAGUGCAACACUACAUUUUUCAACAUCUCAGCAUCCAGCAUUGUCAGCAAGUGGAGAGGAGACUCAGAGAAGCUGGUCCGAGUUCUGUUUGAGCUAGCCCGUCAUCACGCCCCAUCCACCAUCUUCCUAGACGAACUGGAGUCAGUGAUGGGUCACAGAGGCUUUGGUAAAAGUGGUGAACAUGAGGGCAGUAGGAGGAUGAAGACCGAGCUCCUUAUUCAGAUGGACGGCCUGUCACGCUCCGAUGACCUCGUGUUUGUGCUGGCAGCUUCAAAUUUGCCCUGGGAGUUGGAUCAUGCCAUGCUGAGACGCCUGGAAAAGAGGAUCCUAGUUGGCCUUCCCUCUGCACCUGCCAGGGAGGCAAUGAUCUGCCAUUGGCUGCCUCCUCUCAGCCACACAGGAGGAGUAGAGCUGCGUACUGAGCUGGCCUAUGACGUGCUGGCGAAGGAAACCGAGGGCUACUCCGGGUCAGACAUUAAGCUGGUGUGCAAGGAGGCUGCAAUGCGCCCUGUUCGGAAAAUAUUUGAUGCCCUUGAGAAUCACGAAGAGGGUAACCCAGACAUGCCUGUGAUUGAACUAGAAACGGUGACCACUACAGAUUUUUUGGAGGUGAUCACUCAUACCAAACCUUCUGCCAGGACUUUGACUGAUAAAUACGCUGCCUGGGAGAGAGAGUACGAGUCUGUGUGA
Messenger RNA from Chanos chanos (milkfish), 1614 nucleotides. It is a transcript of the gene katnal2, whose product is annotated as katanin p60 subunit A-like 2. The transcript has 16 exons. The record is from RefSeq and is a predicted model, not a curated record. The coding region runs from base 4 to 1614 and encodes 536 amino acids. Lineage: Eukaryota; Metazoa; Chordata; Actinopteri; Gonorynchiformes; Chanidae. Gene Ontology annotation, molecular function: ATP binding; protein binding; ATP hydrolysis activity.